UGCGGCAAAGACCGAAAAAAAGUCCCCCCCCCCAAGUUAUUCCCCGGCAGAGCCGACUUCUCAGUUUAAUUGGUCAAGUGAUUGGAAGUCGCGUCGUUGUUCGCGAGUCCCGGUGUCCCUUAUGUGACUUUGUGAGCGCCGUGGCCCCCUCACGGUGGCGAAGAUGUUGAGAUCGAUCGUCGUGGCGGCGGCGGCGGCUACGGUGCUGAUGGUGGUGGUGGUGGCGCUGGCGGGCACGAGUGUCCAAGCAGAAGGGCGCUGGUGCGAACGCCGGGUGCUGUCCACGGAGCUGGAGGUGCUGACUCCACGGCGUGAGCUGUCGGCUCCCUGCAGCGCCCUGUUGCGCUUCACCCUGCAGGGAUGGAGGCUGGACGCGGAUCGGAUGCGCGCCGAGCAGGGCGGUCAUCCUGAGCGGGCGACCUCCGAGGCCACGUGCCACCUGUACAGACCCGCGGAGACGCGGACUGUGCAGGCGGAGAAGACGGUGAAGGAGUGCUGCCCCGGCUGGACUGGAGCACUGUGCACCGACAGGCUCUCCUACCCGGGCAUUUGCUACGCGCUGCCCGACUGUGGCAACGGCAGCGACGCCGACGGUGCGGGCAUCGCGCUGUCGGCCAUGGACGAGUGCUGCGCCAACGGACUAGCGCAGAGUUGGCGCAACCUGACGUCGGCGCGGUGCGCCGAGUGCCCGCAGCUCCUCAUCUCGGGGGGACCCGGGGCGCCUCGCCUCCCGCUCAUCCACGUGGCACCGCAGGCGGGCGGCGACCCCCGUCUCUUCGGCACCUGCGCCACGUGGAGCGGCUUCCACUACCGCAGCUUCGACGGCAGACACUUCCACUUCCCCGGGGCGUGCGCCUACGAGCUGGCGUCGGCCACCGACGGCACGUGGGCGGUGCACGUGGCCAGUGCCCGGGGAGAAGCCGCGGAAUUGAAAAUCCUGUUUGGCCUUGAGGUGAUCAAGGCGACCAACGGCUCCGUAGCGGUCAACGACGUCGGAGUUCCCCAUGGGCAUCCCUACUUCCAGAAAGGCGUGAGCAUCAAGUGGAUCGGGGACUUCGUGUUCAUCGAGAGUGGCCUGGGCGUGCGCGUCAAGUGGGACCAGGAGCGCGCUGUCUACGUCACCGUGACCUCCGACCUCAAGGGGCAGACCAGAGGCCUCUGCGGCUCCUACAACGAUGACCCCGGCGAUGACUUCAUGACGGCGGAAGGGCAGGUCGUUCAGUACGCCGUCACCUUCGCCAACUCGUGGAAAGUGGUGUCCGCAGAGAACGAGGGCUGCCGAGACUCGGCGGAAUUCGGCCACGCGUGCCGCCGCGCGGUGGACCCCGCGCUCAUGGUGGAGGCCGAGGCCACGUGCCAGCUGCUGCUGGCGCCGCCAUUCCGCCAGUGCCACGUGGAGGUGGACCCCACGGAGUACUACGACGCCUGCCUCUACAGCUACUGCCGGCCGCCAGGCCCGACGGCGGGGGACCCCCGCGGGGGGCCCCGGGCUGCGGCCGUGUGCGACUCGCUGGCCGGGUACGCGCGGGAGUGCGCCCAGCGGCGGGGCGGCUCGUUCCGGUGGCGCAGCGAGCGGCUCUGCGCCAGGAAUUGCUCCGGCGGCAUGGAGUUCUCGGACUGCGCGUCGCUGUGCCCGGCCACGUGCUCCUCCGUGGGCUUCCCCGAGGAGGCGGCCUGCAGGGAGGUGUGCGUCAGCGGCUGCGAGUGCCCUCGGGGCACCUUCCUGGAGGGCGGAGCCUGCGUCCUAGCCGCGCAGUGCCCCUGCUACCACCGCAAGCGCAAAUACCGGCCCGGGGAGACCGUUCAGCAGCAGUGCAACCAGUGCGUGUGCCAGGGCGGGGUGUGGAACUGCACCCAGGACAGGUGUUCAGCGGAGUGCGCGCUGCUCGGCGAUUCCCACUACGUCACGUUCGACGGGAAGCGCUACUCCUUCCAGGGCACCUGCGACUACGUCUUGCUCGAGGACUUUGUGAGCGGCAAGUUGCUCGUCAUCGAAGAGAAGGGCGCCUGCGCCGCCGUCGGCUGCAGCCGGACCCUCACCGUCACCGUCUACAAGACCACCGUCCGACUGCGCUUCACAGGUGAGGUUAGCGUGGACUCGCGCGACGUGCGCCUGCCGUUCAAGAACCAGGACGUGUCCGUGUCGAGGGCGUCGUCCGCGUUCCUGCUCCUCCAGGCGUUCGGCCUCUCGCUGCUGUGGGGCCUCGAGCACCACGUGGCCUACUUGAGGCUUGAGCCGGCUUACGCCAACAAGGUGCGCGGUCUCUGCGGCACGUUCAGCUGGACCCAGAGCGACGACUUCGCGACGCGCGAGGGCGACGUCGAGACGAACGCCGCGGCGUUUGCCGACCGCUACCGGGCAUCGCAGGGUUGCCCGGCCACCGCCCCCGAGCCCGCAUCCGACCCGUGCGCCACCUACGCGCAGAGCCGCCCGUACGCCGAGGAGAGCUGCGCCGUUCUGCACGCGCCGACCUUUGAGGCCUGCCACGUGGUGGUGGAGGUGUCUCCGUUCCAUCAGCUGUGCCUGGCUGCGGUGUGCGGGUGCGGGAGGCGAUCUGGCGGCAGCAGCAGCGGCGGUAGCGCCGGCUGCCUCUGCUCGGCAGUGGCCGCCUACGCCCGGGAGUGCGCGCUCGCCGGCGUUCCCACCGUCUGGAGGAGCGCCUCCUUUUGCCCGAUGCCGUGCUCCGGUGGGCAGGAGUACGCCGAGUGCUCGCAGCCAUGCGGGGCCACGUGCGGCGAGCUGCGUCUGGGCCUGGCGUGCACCGGCGUGGAGAGCGGCUGCGUCUCGGGCUGCAACUGCCCCCCGGGGCUCGUCCUGGACGAGCAGGGCCGCUGCGUGGCCCCGGAGCUGUGCCCGUGCCCGCAGGGCGACGCGCUCUACCCGCCGGGACACACCCUCACCAGGGGCUGCAACUCCUGCUCCUGCGUGCGCGGCUCCUGGAACUGCACGGACAGAGAUUGCCGCGACGCCGGCCACUGCCCCAGCAACCAGCGGUGGGGCCUGCACCCGUGCGUGCGCACCUGCGACAGCCCGGACGGCCCCGACGCCUGCGCGGAGCCGCGGCACUCUGGCUGCGGCUGCCCCGAUGGCCUGGUGCUGCUGGACGAUCGAUGCGUGGCACCCUCCGAGUGCCCCUGCCAUCACAACGGCAUGGAGUACUUCAGCAACAGCACCAUCCAGAAGGAGUGCAACACAUGCGUGUGCCGGGAGCGGCACUGGGAAUGCGGCCGGCGUCGCUGCCCCGGCACGUGCGUGGCCACGGGCGACCCCCACUACGUGACGUUUGACGGGCGGCCCUUCACCUUCCCGGGCGACUGCGCUUACGUGCUGGCGCGCGAGGCCUCGGGCCUCUUCUCCGUGGCGGCCGAGAACGUGCCGUGCGGAGCGAGCGCCGUCACCUGCACCAAGUCCGUGACGGUGGCCGUCGCCGGCACCACGGUGCACCUGCUGCGCGGCCGCGAGGUGACGGUGAACGGGCUCGCCGUGAAGCUGCCCAAGGUGUACGGGGGCAGCGGUCUCGCCUUGCACCGUGCCGGGAUGUUCGUGGGCGUCGCGGCCAGCGUGGGCCUUCACCUGCUGUGGGACGGAGGGACUCGCGUCUACCUCAAGCUGGACCCGUCGCACCGGGGCCGAGUCGGUGGCCUCUGCGGAAACUACGACGGCGACGCGGCCAACGACUUCCGCACGCGGCAGGGCAGCGUCGAGUCGACGUCCGAAGUGUUCGGAAACUCGUGGCGCAUGAGCUCCGCGUGCCCCGAGGUGGAGAGUCACAAGUUCCCCGACCCGUGCGCGGCGAACCCCCACCGGGUCACGUGGGCGCGCAAGCGGUGCGGCGUGCUGAGCCAGCCGCUCUUCCAGCCGUGCCACGCGGCCGUGCCGCACGAGCAGUUCUACACGUGGUGCGUCUUCGACGCUUGCGGGUGCGACUCUGGCGGGGACUGCGAGUGCCUCUGCACCGCGAUCGCUACCUACGCCGAGGAGUGCAACAAGAACGGCGUCUACAUCCGCUGGCGCUCGCAGGACCUUUGCCCGAUGCAGUGCGACGGUGGGCUGGUGUACGAGGCGUGCGGUCCCCCGUGCCAGACGACCUGCCGGGACAUCGGCAAGGAGCUGGAGCCGCACUGCCACGCCGUCUCGUGUGUGGAGGGCUGCUUCUGCCCCCAGAGCACGGUUUACCACGACGGCGCGUGCGUUGACGUGGCCGAGUGCUCGUGCCUCCUCGACGCCGUCGAGUAUCCUCCGGAGGCCUCCAUCGUCAGAAACUGCAGGAAUUGCACGUGCCACCACGGGGACUGGCGGUGCUCGGGGUCGCCGUGCGGCGCCGGGGCCGGCGAGACCGAGGGGGCGUGCGGGGCGACGGAGUUCCGCUGCGCCUCGACGGGGCGCUGCAUCCCGGCGGUGUGGGCGUGUGACAACCAGGACGACUGCGGCGACGGCUCGGACGAGCUGUGCGCGGCGUCGUGCGGCCCCCAGCAGUUCCCUUGCUCCGAUGGGCGGUGCGUGUGGGCGAGCGAGCGGUGCGACGGACAGCCGGACUGCGCCGACGGCGAGGACGAGCGCGGCUGCCCGGCGCCGCCAACGCCGUGCGGCGCCGGCGACUUCGCCUGCGCCAACGGGCGCUGCGUGCCGCUCUCCCGCGUGUGCGACGGCGCGCCCGACUGCGGCUUCGGCGACGCCUCCGACGAGUCGGCGUGCGGCGGCAGCUGCGCGUGGACCGAGUUCCGGUGCCACGUGGGCCGGUGCCUCCCGUACCUGCACCGCUGCGACGGGCAUGACGACUGCGGCGACUUCAGCGACGAGGAGGGCUGCUCGUGCCCCGCCGGGUGGCUUCAGUGCCCCGACGGCCUCUGCCUAAGCCCCCUGCGCGUCUGCAACGGCCGGGCGGACUGCCGGCCCGCUGUGGACGAGGCCUUCUGUGGACACCCCGGAGGAGUGCCGGUGACGUGCGGGCCGGGCCAGCUGCCCUGCGGCAACGGCUCCUGCGUGAGCGGGCGCCAGGUGUGCGACGGCGUCCCGGACUGCCAGCGCGGCGAGGACGAGAGCCCCGAGCUGUGCGCCGAGCGAGAUGGCCGCCCGGGGGUCACCACGCUGACCCCGACCGCUCCCGGGGUGACCCCGACCCCCGGCUCAGCACCCGCGCUCAGCCCGUGCAAGGUCACGGAGUUUGCGUGCGCGAGUGGCGAGUGCCGCCCCCUGGCUUGGCGCUGCGACGGCGAGGCCGACUGCCGGGACGGCAGCGACGAGCGCGGCUGCGACGGGUCGUGCGGCCCCGGCGAGGUGCCCUGCCCCGAUAGCGGUGGCGGUGGUGGUGGCGGCGGCGGGCAGUGCCUUCGCCACGCCGAGCUGUGCGAUGGCAUCCCGCACUGCCUGGACUUCUCCGACGAAAGCCUCGACCGAUGCGGCUCUGCCCAGAUCCCUCCUUGCCCCGGCAAUUUCGAGUGCAACAACCGGACGUGCGUGAAUGCCAGCAAGGUGUGCGACGGCAUCCCCGACUGCCCAGACGCCGAGGAUGAGCUGUCCUGCGGUCCAAGGGUGGUCGUGCCGCCCGACGACGACGCCGCCGCCGUGCCGUGCCCGGAGUUCACGUGCCUCACCGGACAGUGCCUGCCCUUCUCGCGGGUGUGCAACGGCGUGUGGGACUGCCCGGACCGCGGCGUGGCCGGCGCGGCGGAGGUGGCCUCGGACGAAGCGGGCUGCACCUCGUGGGGCACGUGGGGCACGUGGGGCGAGUGCAGCCGCGCGUGCGGGCCCGGCGUGCAGCGCCGCUCCCGGGAGUGUCCCCCCGGCCGGGCCGGAGACCACCACGACGCCCUCCGGGGCUGCCGGGGCGACGCCGCCGAGGCCCAGGAGUGCUUCAGCACGGCCUGCCCCAGAGACGGGGAGUGGAGCGAGUGGAGCGUCUGGUCUAACUGCACGGCGGCGUGCGGAGGGGUGGUCGUGCGGCGCCGGGAGUGCCGCUUGGCGGAGAACGGCGGCCUCAUGUGCUGGGAGAUUCCCGGCUCCUCCCGGGAAACGACCCAGAUCCAGCCGUGCCCCACGGACGACUGCCACGUGCCGGCGGACUGUGUGGGGGACAUGUCGUGGCGCGAUUGCGUUGGAUGCCCCCUCACCUGCGAGGAUCUGGUGGGCGACGCCGGCUGCAAGCAGCCCCUGCCCUGCCACGCAGGUUGCCAAUGUCCCCCGGGCAAGGUGCUGGACGCCACCUCGCAGCGCUGCGUGGGAGCGGCCGAGUGUCCGUGCGUGCAAGACGGCGUGCGUCACUGGCCCGGGCAGCUCGUCAAGUCCGAGUGCAACCUCUGCGUGUGCCAGGACGGGCGGCUGCAGCACUGCCAGCCCAACCCAGAGUGCUCCGUGAACUGCGGCUGGUCCUCGUGGUCCGAGUGGGGGGAGUGCCUGGGACCGUGCGGGGUGCAGAGCGUUCAGUGGUCAUUCAGGAGCCCCAACAACCCCAGCAAGCACGGAGACGGCCUGCAGUGCCGCGGGAUCCACCGCAAAGCGCGCAGGUGCCAGACGGAGCCCUGCCGGGAGUGCCAGGAGGAGGGCAUCCGUCACCUGGUUGGAGACCUCUGGCACGCGGCGCAGUGCCACCUAUGCCAGUGCCUGCCCGACCUCACCGUGCACUGUGCCAAGUUCUGCCCCUACGCGGCCACCGGCUGCCCCGAGGGCAUGGUUCUAAUAAAACAAGAAGAUAAGUGCUGUCACUGCACGCCCAAAGACUCGGAUGGUUCAGCGGCGCAGGGGCCCACUGGCCUUCCGGACCACGACAGGAGGCCGCACCCAUCGUGGACAACAAUCGAGCCUCUUGGUCCCAGCGGUGGGCCCAGCCCCGAUUUGUGCUACAAUUCUCUGGGAGUAUCCGACCUCCCGAACAGCAGCUUCUCGGCCUCGUCGAACCAGCCGGAGAACCCGCCGCACGCCGCCAGGAUGGCGUGGAUGCCUCCGCCGCCGGCGGCUGCAGCGCAGCACGGGAACGUCACGGUGGGGGCACACGGCGUCGGUGACGACCCCGAGGCGCCGGGGCCGCUGCUCCCACCGUUGAGGAGGGUGGCGCCGAGGCCCGGCUCCGAGGUGUCUCCCUGGGAGCUGCACGGCUGGAGCCCCGCUCCACGCGAGUACCCGGGCCUCCAGCAGAGAGCGCCAUACCUGCAGAUCGACCUGCGGCGCCUACGCAACGUCACGGGUGUCGUGACGCAGGGCGCCGGAGCGUUCGACGCCUACGUGUCGCGGUUCCAGCUGCAGUUCAGCUCAGACGGACAGAUCUGGGUGCCGUACCAGGAGAGGGUGAACCUCUCCUCGCCCUCGCUCCCCAAGGCGUUUGAAGGCAACGUGGACGAGGGAGGCCUCACCUACAACUACCUGCUCACGGUGGUCACCGCCCGCUACGUGAGGAUUCUGCCGCAGGACUUCCACCACGGCAUCUACCUGAGGGUCGAGCUCCUGGGAUGCCGUGACGGCUGGACAGGUGAACCGACGGCUCCGCACGGCCCCCGCGCCACGGACCGGCCGCGCCUGCUCCCGCUCACCCCGAGCGGCCACGACGGGCCACUCACCGCGAGGCCCCCGCGCCCGGGCCACCGCUGCCGCGAGGGCCAGUUCGCGUGCCACGGCGGGGGCUGCGUGCCGGCGGGGCCCGGCGGCGUCGUUUGCAACGGGGUCAACGACUGCGGCGAUGGCUCCGACGAAAUGUACUGCGGUUCCGGGCUCCGUCCAACCAUUGGGCCCAGGCACGGCUGCCCAACCGGGCAGUUCCAUUGCGCGGGAACGGGCACCUGUGUCCCCGCGUCGUGGCGCUGCGACGGGCACGACGACUGCGGCGACGGCACCGACGAGGCCGGAUGCGUUCCCGCCGGUGACAGCUCAACCCAAGUUGGCGCCACCACCGCGUCAUCUCACGGCGACUUUGUCACGAGCACCCGGGCACCGUCGAUUACGAGCACCGGUGGCUCGGCGGUGUUCCCACCGUGGGUCGGACCAGGCGGGGCGACGGCUCGGCCGCCUUUGUCUUCCGUGACUCAGAGAAUUUGGACCAUGGGGGGCUUCUCGCCCGGCAUGCAGUGGCAGGGCAAGACUAAACCGGGCCCCAAGGAUCACGAAUCGACUCAUCUCUCGGUCAGCACCAGGAGACCUGGCGUGACAAGCAAAGACAUUCUGGCUCCCCGAGAGGGCUGCGAUUUCCCACUGGGGCUGGAGGACGGCAGGGUCCGGUACCAGCAGCUCAGCGCCUCCUCGCAGAAGGAAAGCAACACUCCGGACGCAGGGCGGCUCAACAUCAUCCCGAACAUAGCCAAGAUGGAAUCCGGCUGGAGUCCCCAGCCCGGUGAUCGCAGUCCCUACUUCCAGGUGGACUUCCAAAAGCCCGUGCUCAUCUCGGGGGUCGUGACCCAGGGAAGCGGCCUCGGUCGCUCGCACUUCUCGCACGCUGGUGCUUAUGUCUCCAAGUACAAGCUCCGCUUCAGCCUGGACGGGCAGCGCUUCUCCGACUACGCGGACCCGCAGGACCCCAAGGGAGAGGCCAUGGUCUUUGAGGGCAACUUCGACCCCGUGACCGCAGUCACACAGAAGCUGCCACGCUACAUUUUCUCCAGAUACCUGCGGAUCCUCCCCGUGGAGUAUCGGACCGGCAUUUACCUCCGAUCGGAAAUCCUCGGAUGUUCUCUAAGUCCAACACCCUCCGAGAUGCCGUUCAUCACUCGUGGGCCCCUGGGCCCCAUGAAGCCAACGUCCAAGCUGCGGCCAGGCAUCGUCGACAGCCGCGUCACCGCUUCGCCGGCGCCGAUUCCCGGUGGCCCGGGGCCCGGCCGUUGCCGCCCCGGAGAAUUCCGCUGUGGGAGCGGGGAGUGCGUCGCCGCGGCGACGGCGCUCUGCGACGGGAAGGUCGAUUGCGCCGACUUCUCGGAUGAAAAGGGCUGCGGAGCAGUCCCACCAGCUUCACCAAGAACAAAGUCACCUUCCACUGCCAAGUUUCCACUGGGGCCGGAAUGGACGACGGACGAUAGUGGUGGAGCGAGGCGCGGCGUUACAGGAGACCCUGGCGUUAUCAGGAGACCUGACCAAACCGGAAAACCUGGGGUCAAAGGGAAGCAAGGAGUUACUGGGGAGCCAGGCAUUGUCGUUAGACCUGGCGUAACUGGAGAGCCUGGUCUUAUUGACAAGCCUAGAGGAACUGGGGAGCCUGGUGUUAUUGACAAGCCGAGAGGAACUGGGGAGCCAGGCAUUAUCGUUAGACCUGGGGUAACGGGAGAACCGGGUGUCAUUGAUAAGCCCAGAGGAACUGGAGAACCUGGUGUUAUUGAUAAACCCGGAGUAACCGGGGAUCCAGGCGUGAAAGGAAAACCUGGAGUGACGGGCAUACCCGGCGUCGAUGUGAAACCAGGGGUAACCGGGAAGCCCGGAACCAUUUGGGGGCCCGGGGAACCUCCUUCGGUCACGGGUCACGUGAGCGGAACAGGUGAGCCCUUUGUGAUCGGCAAACCGGGCAAACCGACGCGGAAGCCCGGAAUGACGGGUGAGCCGGGUGCGAAGGGAGAGCCUGGGCCGGCAGGUGUUCCGGCCACGAAAGAGCCAGGAGGAUGGCCAAAGCCUGGUCGACCUGGACAUGGAGAUGCCUUCACCACAGCGCCCUCUCGCCACGUGCACACGUUAGCCGGUCCAAGUGCGACAGCUGCUGGGCCCAUCCUGCCAUUGGGACCUUGGGUCACAGGGAGGCCGUUGCCCGGAUUUACCGCCGUGGUUCGGGACAGCUCGGUGGCUCCACCAGCGAGGCAGCUCUGCCUUGUGGGGGAGUUUGCGUGUGCGUCCGGGGGGUGCGUCGACGCCGCGUUGGUCUGCGACGGCAAACGAGAUUGCCCCGACAGAUCUGAUGAGCGCUACUGUGGAAUGGCGACUCCGUUCCCGCACACGCCGCCGACGCCUCCCGGCGCGAUCCCUGGCGGCCGAGUCCCCGGCCGCUGCUCUGCCCGCCAGUUUUCCUGCGCCAGCGGCGAGUGCGUGAGCUCGGAGAAGCGCUGUGACCUGCACAGGGACUGCCUGGACGGCUCGGAUGAGCUCGAUUGCCUGGACUGCAUCGUGUCACCCUGGACCGAGUGGAGCCAAUGCAGCCGCAGCUGUGGCCUAGGCGUCAUGUUCCGGCAGAGAGACGUCCUCAGGGAGGAGCAGACCGGGGGCAGCUGCAACCGCACGCUGAUGGGCAGCAGAGCCUGCUUCAUGCAGGCCUGUCCCGUGGAGGGGCAGUGGGGUGCGUGGAGCUCCUGGUCCCCGUGCGACGCUCGCUGCGGGGGCGGCAUGAGGGUCCGGCAGCGGACGUGCAGCACCCCGCCGCCCAAGAACGGCGGACGGGCGUGCGCGGGCGACGGAGUGCAGCCCGAGCGGUGCAACGUGCGGCCCUGCGCGCGGCCCUCCGACUGCGGUCCCGACAUGGUGUUCGUCUCGGCGGAGGACUGCAAGCGACGCCCCGUGGAGCCGUGCCCUCUGACCUGCGACCACCUGGACAAGAGCCCAGACUGCCGCGUGCCCUGCGUGGAAGGCUGCCGCUGCAAACCGGGCCUGUACCUUAGGAGUGGACGCUGUGUGGAAGCCGGCGAGUGCCAGUGCAGAGUCGAAGGCCGCGUUUACAAACCUGGCCAGGUCUUCUCCACGGCAAACUGCAGCAACUGCUCCUGCCGGGAUGGCACCGUGGAGUGUGAGCCAUCGAGCUGCCCCGUGCACUGCGGCUGGUCGGCCUGGUCCCCAUGGACGCCCUGCGACCGCCCGUGCCGCACGGGCAGCCAGGAGCGCUACAGGUCACCGACGAACCCGGCGGCGUCCGGCGGGGGAGCACCCUGCGCGGGAGAGAGCACGGAGCUCCGGGACUGCAACGUGGGGCCCUGUCCGGGAGACGUGGUCCCCGACGAGGGCGGCGACGGGGACGGGGGCAAGGGCGGCUGGGGCCAGUGGUCGGCGUGGUCCCGCUGCACGCGCACGUGCUUCUACUCGCCGGAGCGCGUGGGCACGCGCGCGCGGCACCGUCGCUGCAACGCCACGGCGGUGGACGACGUGACGGGCGACCCGUGCCCCGAGGAGGAUGUGCAGACGGAGCUGUGCGGCGUGCGGCCGUGCCCCGUGGCCGGCGGCUGGAGCUCGUGGUCAUCGUGGACCGGGUGCAGCGCCUCCUGUGACUCGGGGAUCCAGACGCGGAGUCGAACCUGCACCAACCCCCUGCCGAGUCACGGGGGACCCAGCUGCCAGGGCCCCCACGGCCAGAGCCGAGACUGCAACCCGCAGCCUUGCAACGAGCAGUGCCCCGCCGGCAUGGAGCACCUGACCGAGGCGGAGUGCCACCGCCGCGGAGGGCUGUGCCCGCGCUCCUGCCUGGACAUGACCCGCGACGUGGAAUGCACGGCGUUGUGCCGUGACGGCUGCUACUGCUUGGAGGGCACCUUCCUGCUGCGGGGUGCCUGCGUGCCGCCGGUCCGGUGCCCGUGCCGCCACGAGGGGCGCGACUACGACCCGGGCGACGUCGUGUCCGUUGACCCCUGCAACAACUGCACAUGUGCGAACGGAGAAAUGCAGUGUGGAUCACUACCGUGUUCAGUCGACUGCGGCUGGAGCGAGUGGACCGCGUGGUCGCUGUGCACCAAGACGUGUGACGUGGGCACGCGCCGCCGCUUCCGCUCGGCCACGCACCCGCCCGCCGCCUUCGGGGGCCGCGGGUGUUCGGGGCUGCCCGUCGAGGUGGCCUACUGCGGCCUACUCCCCUGCAAAGCUGUGUGGGGCGAGUGGGAGGCCUGGUCCGGGUGCUCGGCUUCCUGCGGUGGUGGCGUCCGCGUACGGAGCCGCACCUGCCCAACGCCGGCACCACCACCACCGGCAUCGCCGCCCGGGUCCUCGCUCGCCUGCGACGGCGGCGGCGCCGUGGAGGACAUGGAGAGCUGCAACACGGAGAGCUGCGACGGUCAGACGCUGAGCUGCCCUGAUGGAAAGGUCUGGAGGCUGUGCCACCUCGAUGAGCCUAUAACCUGCGCCGACCUCGGCCGUGACCUCACGGUCUCCGGGAGAGAAUGCCACCCGGGCUGCUACUGCCCGAAUGGAACCCUGCUGUUGAACCAGACGUGUGUUCGAACCUCGGAGUGCCCGUGCUUCAUAGGAGGCUCGGUGUAUCUGCCCAGAUCUCCGAUACAGAUAGGCUGCACCAAAUGCACUUGUGAAAAUGGCGAAGCGGCGAGGUGUGUCAGCGUUGAUUGCGAUGUGGACGGUGCGUGGAACGACUGGAGCCCCUGGACCCCGUGCAGCGCGCCGUGCGGCCUCGGGGUGCAGCGCCGCUACCGCUUCUGCACGGAGCCGCCGCCGGCGGGGGAAGGUCGCGACUGCGGGGGGCCGGGCAGCGAGGAGCGAGUGUGCAACACGCACGCCUGCACGCAGGACGGCGCGUGGUCGGGCUGGAGCCGCUGGGCCGAGUGCUCGCGCAGCUGCGGCGGCGGGGGGCUUCGCUCGCGGGCCCGCUCCUGCGAUGCCCCCGUGCCCAGCGGCGGAGGAGAUUACUGCGAGGGCCCGGGCGUCGACACUCAGGAGUGCCACGCGGAGCCAUGCCCCGACAGGAACUGUUCGGAAGUGGCUGGGUCGUACUACAGUCACUGUGGGCCGCCCUGCCCGCGCAGCUGCGACGAUGUGUCUUUUUGCUCGUGGAGCUGCGAGCCCGGGUGCUACUGCACGGACGGGCGCCUGAUGAACGGCGAGGGCAGGGCGUGCGUGGACAAGCAGGACUGCACAUGCCUGGACAUCAACACCGGGCGGCGACACCCGCCCGGGGACACAGUGCCCCAUGCGGACGGCUGCAACAACUGCACUUGCAUGCAUGGAGCGCUGGUGUGCACCAAUCAGCCUUGUCCUGUGGACGGCGGCUGGUGCGAGUGGUCCCCGUGGACGCCGUGCUCCCGCACGUGCGGCUCGGAGACGGCGUCGCGCUACCGCACGUGCGCGUGCCCCCCGCCGCGGGACGGGGGCGCGCCCUGCGCCGGGGCUCAGCGCGGGCACGAGCACAGGGACGUGGGCGUGCAGCUCGAGGCGAAGCCGUGCAACCUCUUCCCCUUCUGCCCCACGGAUGGCGGGUGGGGCUUUUGGUCGUCGUGGUCGGCGUGCGACGCCUGUACCGGCGGCGCCGCCGUCAGGACCAGGGAGUGCAACAGCCCAACCCCGCGCUUCGGCGGCGCCGAGUGCGAAGGGAACUCCACCAUGAGCCGUCCGUGCCAGGGGGACCCAAGCUCGUGUCCUGACUGCCCCGAGGGCCAGGUGGUGCUGCCGUGCAGCAAGCCGUGCCCGCGGAGCUGCGAGGAGCUGCAGAGCGGCGUUCUGUGCGUGGAGCCGCCCUCCGAGUGCCACCCCGCGUGCGCGUGCCCCGGCGACCUCGUGCUGCACGACGGCGCCGCCUGCGUGCCGCCCUCGCGGUGCCCGUGCCGCUACCGCCCGCCCAGGCCGUCGCACUCGCACAAGCAGGACCAUGGAGUCAAUGCCAGCUCCGCCUCUGAGCUCCAGCCAGCGUGGAUACUGGUGCAUCCCGGGGAGACAGUCGCCAUCCGUUGCAACAACUGCACCUGCGAGAGCGGGCAGCUGUCGUGCACCGAGCUGGCGUGCCGCAUCGACGGCGGCUGGGGCUCGUGGACGAGUUGGAGCUCGUGCCCUCGUUCCUGCGGGGACGGCGUGCAGCACCGCUACCGCCUGUGCGACAGCCCCGCCCCGCACGCCGGCGGCCGCGGCUGCGCCGGGCCUUCCCGGGAGGAGAAGGAGUGCCGCGCACGGAGCUGCGUCGACUCGUGGCCCUGGUCAGAGUGGUCUCCCUGGGCCAACUGCAGCGUGGGGUGCGGCGGUGGGGAGCAGACCCGCCACCGGAGCUGCCUGCACCCCCCGUGCCCGGGCCUGGCAACGCACAGCAAGGCCUGCAACACCCACGUCUGCCAAGCCGGCUGUCCGGCCGACAAGCUGUUCCGGGAGUGCGUCCAGGACGAGGAAUGUCCUUACACGUGCGCGCACGUGCGGGGCGAGGCGGAGUGCCGCGGGGAGACCUGCGAGGAGGGCUGCCACUGCCCCGUCGGCACCUGGCUCCACCAGGGCCGCUGUGUCCAGGAGUGCCCCUGCGUGCUGGAUGAAGCCACCGCAGUCCUGCUGUGGGAACAGUCGGCCCUCUCGGCCGCUGAGAAGGCGGCGGAUCAGGGGGCGGAAGUUGGAGGGAGGGCCCCGCUCAAUAUCACAGCGCUGCGGGAUGACGGCACGGCCGUCUUCCUGGGGCAGGAGAUCCCGUCGGGAACUUCCAUCACUCACGAGUGCAGUAAUUGCACGUGCGCGCACGGCAAGCUGCGCUGCGCCGCGCGUCCGUGCCCCGUGGACGGGCGGCUAUCCGCGUGGAGCGGCUGGGAGCGGUGCUCGCGCACCUGCGGGGGCCUGGGCCGCAUGACGCGCACGCGUACCUGCAGCGAGCCUGCGCCGCGCCACGGAGGCCGGCCGUGCACGGGCCCCACCAUGGACAUCAAGUACUGCCACACGCCCGACUGCCGCGCUGCAUACACAACCCCCAGCCCGGCAAAUGUCACCAUCGCACCCAUGCCAGCGGACACGGAGGGCUUCGGCAGCUGGACGCCGUGGUCGCCGUGCUCGCGCACGUGCAGCGACCCCGAGCUGCCCGCCCUGAAGACGCGCGUGCGCUUCUGUGCGCCCAGAGCCACGUGCCGCGGCGAGUCUUACCAGGAGCACGUGUGCAACCUGCCCCAGUGUGACGCCCCGGUGUCGUGCGAGGACGGCGACUGCAGCGUGGACUGCUCGUGGAACGCGUGGACGGCGUGGAGCACGUGUUCGCGGCCAUGCGGCGUCGGGCAGCAGCAGCGCAUGCGCACGUACAACCCCCCGCUGGGCAACGGUUCCUGGUGCCCGGACAUCAUCGCCGGCAACUGGGAAGUUCGCUUCUGCAACACGGACGUCUGCAAGGUGGACGGCGGAUGGAGUUCCUGGAGCCCUUGGGCCCCGUGCGACCGCGCGUGCGGGGGAGGCCGCUCCUUGCGCGUGAGGGCCUGCACCAACCCCCCGCGGAAGAACGGCGGGCAGCCCUGCCCAGGAGACAAGUACCAAGUGACUGUCUGCAACACCCAGCCUUGCGAUGGCGAGGGCUGCCCUCCCGAGAUGCUUCUCAGCGACUGUGGCAACCGCUGCCCGCGCAGCUGCGCCGACCUGCAGCAAGGCUUCGCCUGCGUGGAACCGGAACGCUGCCAACCGGGCUGCAGCUGCCCCGACGGGCUCCUGGAGCAGGACGGGCGCUGCGUGCCCACGUGGCAGUGCGAGUGCACCGACAUGAGCGGCCAGGCCUGGGCGCCGGGCUCCUCGCGGCCGUCGCCGUCCGGCUGCGCCGACUGCACGUGCUCGCACGGCCGCAUCGAGUGCGCCGAGAAGCCGUGCGCGGACGGCAGCUGCGCGUGGAGCGUCUGGUCCUCCUGGUCCUCCUGCAGCGCAUCCUGCGACAGCGGAACGCGCACGCGGUUCAGAUCGUCCAUUACCUCGGGCUCCGAGGGAGCGAGCUCCACCUGCCAGGGUGAAAGGUCACAGGUGAAGCCAUGCGACCUGGGCUCCUGCCCUCCUCUCUGUCGCCACGGCAACUGGGAGCGUUACCUGGGCGACGUCUGGCUGGAGGGGGAGUGCGAGCAGUGCCAGUGUACACCAGAGGGAAGCUUUUGCCAAGUCAUAGACUGCCGGGUGGAUGGAGGUUGGACUCCCUGGGCUCCGUGGUCGGACUGUACCGCCAGCUGUGGCACAGGGAAGCAGAUUCGCAGCCGCGCCUGCAUCAACCCCCCGCCACGCAACAAUGGGACAGCCUGCCGAGGACCCAGCGUGGAGAACCAGGAAUGCGCCACUGCGCCUUGCCCAGUGCCGGAGGGAGUUUGCCCGGAGCCGCUGGUGUUCGACCCGUGCGGCUCGCCCUGCUCCCAGUACUGCGGGGGGCGGACGUUGGGGACCGAGUGUGUGCAGGAGUGCGUGCCCGGCUGCUACUGCCCGCAGGGUCUGCUGGAGCAGAACGGCACGUGUGUGGACGGUGCUGAGUGCGGCUGCGUUCAUCUGCUCACAGAAGCCGAGGGCAGCAAACCCAUCCCUUCCCUCAUUGCGCCGGGCAGUAGGGUCACGGUCGGCUGCCUGGAGUGCUUGUGCGAGGACGGCCAACUGCACUGCUCCAACGACUCCUGCCAAGGCGCGGGAGUGCUGGGCGCGUGGAGCGAGUGGACCGCGUGCCGGCCGUGCGUGCCGCCCUCCAUCCUGGUCGGAGGUCACCUGAGGCCCUUCCUGCGACCGCUUCACGAGGGAUCCCUCAACGCCUCCGAGCUGCCCGAGCACCUGCGCCCGUUCCUGCCCACCCAGCGGCGCUUCAGGGACUGCCUGACGACGGGGAGCUCCCCCUCGUCCAGAUCCGGGAAGGCCGGAUACCGGCCACAGAUGGGGAGAAGUUGGGACCCGGCGGAGACUUGCACUGCCCCGGCGAUGGAGGAGAGGACCUGUGCCGAUGCCGUCGCUUGCUCAGACGAUGUGUGCGUCUGGGGAGCCUGGGGUCCGUGGGGCGGUUGCCGGGAGCCUUGCAGCGGCGGCUUUCGGGUUCGUCAGCGGGCGCCGCUGGCCCCAGCCGACCCCACGGGGCCCAGGGCCCGAUGCCACGGGGCCCGUCUCCAAAGCGAGAGCUGCAACACCGCGACGUGCCCAGGCAAACGGUGCGAGGACCGGGGCAAGGCAUUCCUGUCCACGUGCGCCAACCAGUGCCCGCGGAGCUGCUCCGACCUCUGGGAGCAUGUCGAGUGCCUGCAGGGCAGCUGCAAGGAAGGCUGCCGUUGCCCCGAGAGCUGGCUACUUCAGGACCGUGCGUGCGUCCCCGUCGCGCAGUGCCGCUGCGGCCUCCCGUCUCCGAACGCCAGCCAAGAGUACCGGCCGGGCGAGGUGGUGCGGGUCGACUGCAACGAGUGCGUGUGCGUCAAGGGCACGUUCGUGUGCACGGAGCGCGUGUGCCCGGAGUUGGGGCCCUGGUCCGCGUGGGGCGAGUGCUCACGCAGCUGCGGUGGAGGCACGCGCGUGCGGCACCGCGACUGCCCCGACACGUCCGCCCCGCACGCGUGUCCCGGGGAGCCCCAGCAGAGCGAGGCGUGCAGCCCCCAGCCAUGCCGAGCGGAUUGCGUCCUGGGAGACUGGGCCGCGUGGAGCUCCUGCAGCGCGUCCUGCGGAGGAGGGGUGUCGUUGCGCAAUCGCAGCGUCGUCACCGCCGCCGCCUUCGGAGGCGCCGAAUGCCCCGAGCCGCUCGUGGCCCAGAGAUCCUGCAACAACUACAACUGCAGCGAUGAUUGCACACCCGGCCAGGUGUACAUCGACUGCGCUAACCUGUGCCCGCGCGCGUGCUCGGACCUGCACCAGGGCACGGAGUGCGUCCGCGAGCCCUGCCAGCCCGGCUGUGCCUGUCCACGUGGCAAGGUGCUGCAGGACGGCGUGUGUGUGGCACCCUCUGAGUGCCGCUGUGCGCUUGGUGCGGCCGCCCGCUGGGGGGCCCAGCCCCCCCACAGUGACAGUGUUGAGUACCAGCCGGGCACCGUCCUCGCACAGGAGUGCAACAACUGCACUUGCAUCGACGGCGCCUUUCACUGCACCUCCUUCAACUGCGAGGAGGACUGCGAGUGGGGGCCGUGGACGGCGUGGUCAUCGUGCUCGGCCUCCUGCGGGGCCGGCGCCCGCACGGCGAUGCGACCUCGCAGGCUCAAGGCCCAGCUCGGAGGGCACGAGUGUCACAGCCCCGAGUCGCGCACGGAAGAGUGCUACGUCCGGGAUUGCGGCUGCCCGCCGGGCGAGCGCUGGCUGCGCGGCUACACGUCGGCGCCGUGGUGCGAGCGGAGCUGCGCCGAGGUGUUCGCCACGGAGCUCGGCAACUGCUCAGGGGCGGCGGCCGGAGGCGGCGAGGGCUGCGUGUGCGAGCCGGGCCGGUACCGCGACGCCUCGGGGCGCUGCGUCAUCCCGGCGCUGUGCGAGUGCAGCGCCGACGGGCGCAUCUACCAGUCUGGCCAGCGCUGGAUGGAGGGCUGCCACGAAUGCCGCUGCAUCAACAGCAUGAAGAUCUGCAAGGCGGACUGCCCCAAGCUGCAGUGCCUGGAGGGAGAAGUGAAGGUGGAGGAACCGGGUAGCUGCUGCCCUGUGUGCAGGAAGGAGGUGAUCGAUGAGCAGGCGGACGUGUGCCAGCGCUACACAGAAGUGCGUAACAUCACCAAAGGCCUGUGCCACAUCGCGGGCGUGGAAGUGAGCUACUGCCGGGGGAGGUGUCCGUCGCGCACCGUCGUCAUACCACAGGAGCCGUACAUCGAGGCCGAGUGCGAGUGCUGCAGCUACCGGCUCGACCCCCAGCGGCCGGUGCAGUUCCUGCGCCUGGAGUGCGCCAACGGGGAGAGCGAGCCCGUCGUGCUGCCCGUUAUCCACAGCUGCGAGUGUAGCAGCUGCCAGGGUGGUGAUUUCUCCUAAACGCUGACACUGGAGGAAGAGGGGUGAAGGGUCUCGUAGACGUUCCGUGCUGACAUCAGCGAAGCUUGCGAAUUUAUAUGUCGGCAUUAGUGUUCACGUUCUCGAAGUCUUUGUCGUGUCGGGCGCGCUCAUGAAAACCCUGCCUCGUUUGCUUCGUGGACAAAAUCCUGUGGGUUGCCCUUGCAGGAAUGCUACCGUGCGAUCUCAGUCAUCGUCGUUUGUGUCGUUAUCUUGAACGGACGCUGGCGUCGCGCAUCGAAGAGCUGCCCUCUCCGAUUGUGUACAACGCCGCACUGCGUAACGUGACGGGACUUUUAAUCAUUGCGGAUGAUCGCUUCUUAGUUGCUAUUUACCCAGCAAAGAGAUGGAUGCUCUGCAUCGGUUUAGCAGUCAUCCUUAUAUUUUCCGGUAAGAUCUAGACGUGGCAAUAUUUUUCUGUAGCGCGAGGAGCGUCGCCCUUAAGAACAUGAACAAGUUGUGGCAGGCCUUGGCUUUCGCACAGAAACGCCUCCGUAGAUUUUCACGCGAGUGUUGGCAGCCUUACCUUUUUUCCACUUUCGCACGCGAGCGUCGUUGGCAUUACUUCGCCUCAAUAAAGCAGCAAAUAUGA
Molecule: messenger RNA, 19100 nt
Organism: Lethenteron reissneri (Far Eastern brook lamprey)
Lineage: Eukaryota; Metazoa; Chordata; Hyperoartia; Petromyzontiformes; Petromyzontidae
Product: SCO-spondin-like
Cellular component (GO): extracellular matrix
Molecular function (GO): protein binding
Source: RefSeq, a predicted model, not a curated record